AUGCCUUCAACGCCACUCGAUUCGGGCUGGGACUUCAGCCCAGUCAUCGACCUGAUAGACUCGGACGUUCAAGAUACUAGCUCGCCCAAGCUCACGCCCAAACCACGCCCACUUGCCUCGGUACUCCAGAAUGAAGGCGGAAUACGUCUGGGAAGCUUCGCAAAGGUGUUUGAGAACCUGGGUCUUACACAAGACGCACCGUCGUUACCGCCGCUAGAUUCCGAAUCUGAGCUUAGUACUUCGGACGAGGUUCUACUACCAUCUCCGGUUCUUCAGGCUGCUCAAACCCCAGUGGAGCUCGAGGAAACCGAGGACAGCGUGGCUGCUACAGCUUUGACUAAGAAGCAACGACAAAAGGCUCGUAGGAAGGCAGAAAAGGAGCAACAAGAAGAGUUGUUGAAGACCAAGUCUUUCCAAGAGGAGCUUCAGAUGCUCGUAAACGCUGCACAAGCAGAACGCAAACCCACCGAAGCAGCCUCUCCAUCGAAGCCCUCCCGAACACCCUCUCGAUCAAAUGUGGGCGCGAAAUGUAGGGCCUCAAACCCAGUUUCGCUUCCAAACUCAGUUGUCCCUGUCAUUGCUCCGACGUCCCCGCAGAAGCCCAAGACGCCUAAACCUCCACGUCCUAGCAUAUUGAAACGACCCUCAUCCAUGGCACAGCCAGUCACACCCACACCUCAACCCGUCCGCCCAGUUGAAAAUAUUUCCAUUGUUCAAGAUGCUCCCGUGCCAGUGCAGUAUUCAACAUCUGGUACAUCGGCCCCAACGCAGCAUUCAUGCAAUGCUCAGCUACAGCCAUACUCUCCACAAGCGAACACAUCAACAGAGCAGUAUGGGCUUAUUCCAUCAAACGUUCGGCCAGUCGCCAUGCUUCGAGGUUCACAGCGUGCUGUUGCCCAGCUACCGUCCACACCCACCCCUGUUGCACUCUCACCACCUGCUUAUGCGACGCCUAUGGGCCCACGGACCCAGUUGGUGAUUCGGUCUCAAGUGGAUCGCCAUCUUCAUUUUUUGCAAAAGCUGCUGCACUGCUUUCCAGACGACCGAAAGUGGUUGGUAUCGCCUAUGCAGCUUAUCAACGAGAGGACGUCUUCACAUGGACUGCAUGUCUUUGUGGACGCGUCAAACAUUAUGAUCGGCUUCAAAGACAUGCUUCGAUAUCGGGGCAUUCAGCCAUACCAAUACGACAUGUCUUUCGACAGCCUGGCCCUCCUCAUGGAACGCCGACGACCGGUUGCAAAGCGAGUUUUCGCCGGCUCGCAGCGUGAGGCCAACCCACUUCCCCACGUCACAAAGCUUGUAGAGACCUCGAAAGCGGUUGGCUACGACAGCGUGAUGCAGGAACAGGUGCUCAUCUCGCGCGAAGAUUCGAAGAAGAAGUUUUACAACGAUGUUAAGAAACAUGGUUGGCAGAAAGCUGCUCAAUUGCGAUCAGGCAGCGGCAGUGACUCUGAAACAGGUGCACUGCCGGCUUCGAAGACUCCCUCGGCCCCGAAAUGGGUUGAGCAAGGGGUGGACGAGAUUCUUCAUUUGAAGAUGUGCCAAAGCAUUAUUGAUAGUGAAGUGCCAAGUACCAUGGUUGUCGCGACGGGUGACGGUGCCGAAGCGGAGAUGUCGGAUGGGUUUCUGGCUCAUGUGGAGCGCGCGUUGAAGAAGGGGUGGAAGGUGGAAUUGAUCAGCUGGAGACAGCAGAUGAAUGGAGGAUACAAGAACCGCAAAUUUCGAGCCAAAUGGGCCGACCGGUUCCAAAUCAUUGAACUGGAUGCGUUUUUGGAGGAUUUGAUUGACACGCCCUAG
Messenger RNA from Plenodomus lingam JN3, 1797 nucleotides. RefSeq lists its product as uncharacterized. NCBI's taxonomy places the organism in Eukaryota, Fungi, Ascomycota, Dothideomycetes, Pleosporales, Leptosphaeriaceae. The record is from RefSeq and is a predicted model, not a curated record.